Messenger RNA from Arabidopsis lyrata subsp. lyrata, 2173 nucleotides. RefSeq lists its product as uncharacterized. The record is from RefSeq and is a predicted model, not a curated record. Lineage: Eukaryota; Viridiplantae; Streptophyta; Magnoliopsida; Brassicales; Brassicaceae. The transcript is spliced from 6 exons. The coding region runs from base 749 to 2173 and encodes 474 amino acids.
UAUAACAUUUAUUUUAAUUUUGAUUUUUUAAAAAUCGAAAAAGGAGACAAAGACAUACGGGACCUUGAUAUUUUGAUUUUAUUACGUACCCAACCAAGCUAAAUGGGUUAAAAUAACCCAACUUCUCUUCAAACCGGGUCGAAACUCCAAAACCCUAAAUUCCUCUUCCCUUUUCCUUUGUCGACAUAUCAAACCCGACAAAAAAAAAAUUCUUAUCCUUCAUCCUCUUCUAUCCAUCCUAUACACCACAAAACCAAAGAUUAACAUCUGGGAUUCUUCUUUCUCCUUUCAUUCCGACAUCUUCGUCAUCCUCUAUUCGAAAGAGGUCCAAUUCCAAAAUGGCUCGGACCAAGAACGCAACGGUUGUUCCAACCGAGCAUGAAGCAGACCCAGUACUAGGCGAAGAAGAAGAAGAGUUGCCUAGAGAAGAUCCCGGUAAAGAGCCAGAAGAUUAUGAAGAAGCGGAGCAAAAUUCAAUGGAUUCUGAAGAUGAAACUGAACCACUACGACCAUUGAAGAUGUACUUUAGCCCCUCCGAUUAUGUGAAGCCAUUCAAGCUAUCAUCUAAGUGUUAUAUUCAUCAAGCGGUGAAGCUUUUGCGGGGGCAUCUUUCAGUUGAUGAGUUGAAAUGGUUUUUGGAGCAUCCACAGUUCAAGCACUUCUUCCAUAUGCAUACGGGUUCAAAUCACAAGUUAAUGGGAAUGUGGAUGCUUCUUCUACGCACUGCUUGUCUUGAUAAGAAGAAGGAAUGUUGGUUUGUUGUCAACGGUGUACCAAUCCGCUAUUCUAUCCAAGAAUUUGCACUCAGUUCUGUUUGUUCUGUCAUUCUUAUCCAAAAAAUUAUGAAGCAAUUGGCAGCGAUAGGUUCUCUGGAAAACAUUUUGGUGCAACCGGAACAGUUACAUAUGCGAGAGUGAAGGAAAAAUUACUCUCGAUGAAGAGAUCUAACCCUGACCGUUUGAAGAUGGCUGUCAUAUAUCUCUUAUGUAGUGUGAUCGUCGGGAAGAGAAAAACUCGACCACUAGCAGAUCCUGUGGAAGACUUGUUUCUUAGAGCCGUGGAAGAUCUAGAAUGGUGUAAAACGUUCCCAUGGGGCCGAUUUGCAUUUGAACAUAAUAUGAAAGAUAUUUUUCAUCUCCUGGACCACUUUGAUGGAGGAUUGGGCGCACAAUGGGUGUUUCCUAGCUUCGUGAUGCCUUUGGAGAUUCUAGCAUUUGAGGCCAUCCCAAAUCUAAUGAACCAAUUCAGAGAACAUGUUGUAUCAGCAGAUCCUGAGUGCCCUAGGAUGUGUAAGAUGAAGUUCAAACCUAGUAGUAUGAAAGGUUUUCCUAUGUCGGAGUUGUAUGAUUCUCUUGGUACAACAAAGGAAAUUGAGAGUAUCAUGCUUCCUAAUCCUUCUGAAAAUGAACUUUUGCGUCGAAUAAUGGAUAAUGAGGAUGGAUCAGAUGAUUUUGAUGAUGUGAUUGUUAAUGGUUGGACAAGGCGUAUAUUUAAGGUUCACAAGCAAGUUUGUUUUGAGGAGCUUCAUAAUAUAGAUGUUGGUAACCGUGUUAUGGAGGAAAAGUCAAGAGAAUGCAGUUGUGGGUGGGAUGUGAAGAGUUUAAAAGAAGCUAGCGGGAAAGCUAAUGAGUUGGAUAAAAGAGGUGAAGAGAAAUAUUCUGAGUUGGAAGAAGAUGAGAUCGAAGAGAGUGGAGGUGAAGAUAAAGAGAAUGCGUCUGAGUUAGAAGAGGAUGAGAAUGGAGAAGAUGGAGAGAAAGACAAAGAGUUUGAAGAAAAUGAUAAUGGAGAAGAUGGAGAGAAAGACAAAGAGUUGGAAGAGAAUGAGAAUGAUGAAGAUGGAGAGAAAGACAAAGAGUUGGAAGAGAAUGAGAAUGGAGAUAAUGGAGAGAAAGAAAAAGAAGGUGAUUUGGAAGGGAAUGACUUGGAUGGAGAUAAUGAAAAAGAAGGUGAUUUGGAAAGGAAUGACUUGGAUGGAGAUAAAGAGAAAGAGAAAGAAGAGUCAAGUGAGAAGAGACAGCAGGUGAAGAAGAAGUACGAGAGAAAGAGAACAAGGAAAACAAGUGCAGAAGAACAAGAAGAAGAGGUUCAAGUCGGAAAAAAGGCUAAGGUGACGAAGAAGAAGGUGGGUGUUAUGGUUAGGAGUCCGAUUAUGACAAGGAACAAGAAGAAGUAA